GCUGGCAGUUUUCGUUGAUCUGUGAGCGAGUGAGUGUCCAAAUCGAUGCAUGCGAUUGAAGUGUCCGCCGGAGCAGCCCCCCGCCCCACCUCUUACCUGCCCUGCGUGACCUUUGCCCCCGGCCAGAAUGCAACCGGAAUGGGUGAGCAACGGAUUGGACCGCUUGUCGCCGAACGGACGGCCCAAAGCCGAAUCUUCUACGGACUCGAGGUGAUGGCCAGUGGACCAGGGGGCAGACCCACCUGCCUGGACUUCAACCACUUCCUGCCACUGCUGCCCACCUUCGUGAGCGUCGUUUGGUUGGGUCAGCGGUACUGGGACGUGGAUCCCAUUGGUCAGGUGGAGAGCCUUCAACUGGCCCAGCACCUGGCCACCCACAUCCCCGUGUUGCCACACCUCUCCGCCUAUCGAUUGGAAAAGGAGCGACUCGAUCAGUUCCUGGCCCUCAACUUCAGCAGCCUGCUGGCCGUUCGAGGGGAUCUGGUGCACGAGGGCCAGGAAUUCGGCUUCAGUCAGCCCAUGGUCGAGCAAUCAAGAAGCCAGCGAGGCGAAAGAAUUUCAAUUUGCGUGCCUGGAUACCCAGAAGGAUACACUAGCUUAGGCGACGUACCUCAAAAUUCAGCUAGAAACAUGGAGUACCUGAAAGCAAAGGUGGCGGCUGGAGCAGAUUGUAUUAUUACCCAAAUAUGCUACCGUCCCGAAGUCAUCGUGCAGUUUAUCAAGGAUUGUAGGGCAGCUGGGAUCACUGUUCCGAUUGUGGUGGGACUGAUGACCCACGAAUCCUUUCGGACUUACUCGGUGAUGGAGAAAAUAGCCGGUGUCCAUCUGCCUACAGAGUUGCGACAGGAGCUCGAUCAACUACGGAGUCAUCAUAAGGCGAAUUCGAAAUCUGAACCGAAUCCGAUAAGUAGGUAUUUUGUCAACCUGACCGUCCGAAUCGUUCGCCAUAUCCUGGAUGCUGAUUUGGGCAUUUGGGGGUUCCACUUCUUCACACUGAAUCAUUUCAAGCCAGUGCAAGCGGUGCUUCAAGAACUUCGGGACUUGGAUAUACUAAUAGAUCCCGAACAGGAGGAAAAACAACAUGAAACUAAAAUGUAUAGAGUACUUUGAAAUUUAAAUUUUUUAUAAGUUUUUAAUUUGGAUCGUUCAGGGUUACAAUAAGAAAUUUGAAUUUUUUUUCUUGAAAAUAAUAACUUUAGUAUCUUAACACA
Molecule: messenger RNA, 1211 nt
Organism: Drosophila rhopaloa
Lineage: Eukaryota; Metazoa; Arthropoda; Insecta; Diptera; Drosophilidae
Product: probable methylenetetrahydrofolate reductase
Exons: 3
Coding region: 46-1110 (354 amino acids)
Biological process (GO): tetrahydrofolate interconversion
Cellular component (GO): cytosol
Molecular function (GO): methylenetetrahydrofolate reductase [NAD(P)H] activity; FAD binding
Source: RefSeq, a predicted model, not a curated record